This is a messenger RNA of Botrytis porri, 1656 nucleotides long. RefSeq lists its product as uncharacterized. Bases 1 to 1656 code for a protein of 551 amino acids. The transcript has 2 exons. Lineage: Eukaryota; Fungi; Ascomycota; Leotiomycetes; Helotiales; Sclerotiniaceae. The record is from RefSeq and is a predicted model, not a curated record.
AUGGCACUUUCCACAACAACAAAGAUGGCUUCCCUUCAAGGAAAAGCAUCUUCUAAAUCUCUUCGUACCUUUCCGCUUGAGCUCCGUCAUAUGAUCUAUCGUCUCCUCCUCCAAGGUACAUGGGAAGAACCUGAUACUCGACGAAUAGCCCGCAGAUUCCUAGCCGCAUUACGCACAGAUGUGGGACUCUACAAAGAAGCUCUCGCUAUUUUUUAUGAAUCGAAUACCUUUUUGUUGACUUAUAAAAAUCACUGGUUGGGAAGAUAUUUUGUUCAGAGUGGGGGGGUUAGAUAUAUUGAUUUGAGAGUUGUGUUGUUGGCGUCGACUUUUCAGAGAUUGCAUGUUGAGGUUCCGCUUUCAACUUCGACCUCGGGGCCGGUUGAUGGUCUCCCCUCCACCUCCCCAACUUUCGACCGCACAGCCCGAAUCAUCCGCAUGGCGCAAAACCUCACAUAUCUCCACAUCGAACCCACCGUCAACGCCGGCUGUCGCACCCAAUGGCUCGCUCUAAUCUGCGAUCUCCUCGGCCCUGUCGACUCUUGUCCCACUCUCCUAACCCUCAAAUUCACAUGGGCAGCUUACAUGCUUGAGAAAUUCAGCCACACUGUCCAUUGGACCAUCCAACAAUUCGACUCCGUCUUCGGCACCCCUGGCUACCUUGAAUCUCCCUCUACCGGCCACAAAGCCUCCUGGAUUUGGCAACACCACGGCAAAGACGCCGGCCGCGUCCUCAAAUGGGGCAACCACGGGAAAAGCCCCGCGCGAGUCGAAAUCAGUCUCGCCGAAGUGGCAGCCAUGCGCCAACGCGAUCUCAUGUCCCACGACGCAGGCAGGAUCUGGCAAUUUCGUCACGGUCGCUCGUUUAUGAUUGGUGGGCGUCCGAGAUGCUGUGUUUCGAUCUUUGCAAUGCCGUUCCCGGGAACGGGGGCGACUCAUCCGCCGGCCGAUGUUUUUCGAUACAGCAAUGGAGAAACUUUUAGAAAGGGGAGUGGAGCCGAAUUACCUAUCUUGUUGGAUGAGACGGAUAUGAAUGAUUAUAAGGGGAUGUGGAAACCGGUUCCGAUGAUGUUUUUGUUGGGGAUGAAGAAUCGCUGCGAGCGGGAAUUGGAGAGAGGUUCGCUGAUUCAUCGAGAGCCGAGAGAAGAAAAUCAUCUCACGAGAUGGCUUUAUGAUCAAGGAUUCGAAUGUCCCGUCGAUACUGUGGCGAAGUUAAGGACAACGCUUAAAUGGGCCCAGAAACAAGAAAUGUAUAGAAAUCCUUCGCAGCGCGGCGAAGAGGGUGAUUUGCAAUAUGCUCUAAAGCCCGAAAACGUAGACAUCGAUUCGGACUUCCUCGCCACUUUCGCAGAUGGCCUUGCGAUUUCUCUCCCGGAAAAAGAAGAAUUCCAUCCUACGGUUAAGAGACGCACACCGGGUGUUAAAUACGAUAGACGCAGUGGGAACAAAUAUCAUUCUGCACUUCCGAGUAAUUGGAACGGUGCGGAUAGUGAUGAGGGGAUGGAGAGGGGGGAGGAGGUCCUUCUUGAAGAGAGUGAGAGGAAUGAUCGUUUGGCGAGGGAUAGAGUGUAUGCGGAGAGUGGGGGGAGUGGGGAGACGGUUUUGUUGGAGGAUUUGGUGUUUGAGCCGGGAAGGGGGAGGUUGGAGAUUAUUCGUUGA